This is a messenger RNA of Manis pentadactyla (Chinese pangolin), 1468 nucleotides long. It is a transcript of the gene TEX30, whose product is annotated as testis expressed 30. NCBI's taxonomy places the organism in Eukaryota, Metazoa, Chordata, Mammalia, Pholidota, Manidae. The coding region runs from base 366 to 1262 and encodes 298 amino acids. The transcript is spliced from 6 exons. The record is from RefSeq and is a predicted model, not a curated record.
UGGGUUUGUGUGUGAGGGCAGCAGAUCGAAGGGGCCAAGGAAAAGAGCACAGGAGGUCAUGGAAAGGUGAGCGGUGAGGGGGGCAAUCGUGCGACACCGUGGGCGUCACUAUCGAGCCUUCCGCGCGGUUAGAGGCGUGACAGGAGGGCUCUGGGAGGCUGAGCCGCAGGCUGCCCCUGGCGGCUCUGUGGACCCUGCAGGAAAGAGGGAGGGCAGGUGGGGACCAGCGAACGUCCGGCAGGCAGUUCCAAUGACCAGGCGGGGACGACGGCGUGGGAGAAGCACAGGGAGUGGGCGGCGGCUGUUUCUCUCCGCAAGGGAGCCGACCCGGACGAUGGCGCGGUGCGGGAAAGGGAGCAAGCGGCAUGGACCCAACGUUCUCCGACCCGCGCAACUGUUGGGACGGAGUGGGCGGGAUGCGGAAGGGUCCAGAGUGGAGUCGGUCGGCGCUUAGCAGCGAGUACCGGACGCUGAGCGGACGCCGCCGGUCUCUGCGGGAAAACUCCCGCUCCCGGGGUGCCCCGCGCUCCAGGGGGCGGGGCCUGCGCGCGCGUGCGCCGUGCCGGAACGCGCCGGCGUUGGAGCAAGGCGGUCUCUUCGAGCGCGGUAGUCCGAUCGCUGAAGGGAGUGCGGGCGGGGAGGUGCUCCGGGCCGCUUUUUCUCCUCCGGUUAAAUUAAAAAUACCUUUUGGAAAUAAAUUACUGGAUGCUGUUUGUAUGGUUCCUAACAAGAGCUUAACAUACGGAGUAAUUCUUACACAUGGAGCAUCGGGAGAUAUCAAUCUUCCUCAUUUGACGUCACUGGCAUCCCAUCUGGCAUCUCAUGGGUUUUUUUGCCUGAGAUUUACCUGUAAAGGCCUUAAUAUUGUACAUAGAAUUAAGGCAUAUAAAUCAGUUUUGAAUUACCUAAAGACCUCAGGAGAGUACAAACUUGCAGGUGUUUUCCUUGGAGGUCGUUCAAUGGGCUCAAGAGCAGCUGCUUCUGUACUGUGUCACAGUGAGCUGGAUGACGCUGAUGGCUUUGUUCGAGGUCUCAUUUGCAUCUCCUACCCACUGCACCAUCCAAAGCAGCAGCAUAAACUCAGAGAUGAAGAUCUCUUUCGGAUAAAAGGCCCUGUACUGUUCGUGUCAGGCUCAGCAGAUGAAAUGUGUGAAAAGCUGCCCUGUUGCUUUGGAGAACCUAAAAAUACAAGCAUACUGACAUCUCCUGGAAAGAGAGUUGAACUUAUUGGAGAAAGUGACACAGAAAAUGCAAGCUCCUAAUAAAAUCCACUGGAUUGAGAAGGCAAAUCAUUCCAUGGCAGUGAAAGGACGGUCAACAAAUGAUGUUUUCAAAGAAAUAAAUACACAGAUUUUGUUCUGGAUCCAGGAAAUAACUGAAAUGAACAAGAAAUAAUUGUCUUUUGCUAAAAGCCAUGUUAUUUUGAGUAUAAAUACAGUUAAUUUAAUAAAAACAGAAUACCUCUCAG